CAACACUUUAAAUUAAAAUGUCAACAAAUUACUUCACGUGCCGAAUCUUUCCUUUUGCCGCACGAAUUUGUUUAAAAGCUCCACAGCUUCUUGUCCAUAUUUCUGCCCCGUGUAUUUUUAAAACGAUGUGUUCCAACAGUGACGAAAUUUUAACCACAAACUUAUCAAAGUGUCUUCGAAGUGAAGUCCCUGUUAUAGGCACACACAGUGGAACAUUUCAUUGUGAUGAAGUGUUGGCUUGUUUUAUGCUGAAACAACUACCAGAAUACAAGAACGCUUCCAUAUUUAGAAGUCGAGAUGAUAAAUUAUUACACGAAAAUUGUGAUAUAAUUGUUGAUGUUGGUGGCGAAUUUAAUCAUCAACAGAAGUUGUAUGAUCAUCAUCAAAGAAAUUUUUCGGAAACUCUUAGCUCGUUGCGACCGGAACUUGGCGACCAAUUCAAAAUCAAGCUUAGUAGUGCUGGGCUUAUAUAUGCUCAUUAUGGCGAGCGUGUAAUAGAAAACAUAUUGGAAAAAAAGGGAAUGUCAUUAUCGGCUGAAAAUAUAAAAUUGAGUUUUAUUCAAAUAUACCGAAAUUUCGUUAGUGAAAUUGAUGCUAUUGAUAAUGGUGUACCCAUGUACGAAAAUGAGGAUGAACCUUUAUAUAAAAUAUCAACGCAUCUCUCAUCACGCGUACACAGAAUUAAUCCAUCUUGGGAAGACGAGCAGGGUCCGGAAAUUGAACAAAAACGAUUUGAGAUUGCUUUGGAAUUGGUUGGAAAAGAGUUUACAGACAAUGUUUUAGAUAUGGCUGGUUCUUGGAUAAAAGCGAGAGAAUAUGUGCGGAAAUCCUUGAAAGAAGCCAAAUCUAUUUACGAGACGGGUGAAAUACUAUUACUAGAGCGUUUUUGUCCUUGGAAAUCCCAUUUAUCGGACCUAGAGAAGGAAUACGGCGUUGAAGGUAUACCUAAAUUAGUUAUAUUUUCUGAAAAAGAACAGAGCUGGCGCGUGGCAGGGGUUCCGAUUUCUCCUACUAGUUUUUUGGGAAGAAAAUUUUUACCUGAACCCUGGAGAGGCUUGCGAGAUGAAAAACUAUCAAAGAUGGCCAAUAUACCGGACUUAAUUUUUGUACACUCAACUGGAUUUAUUGGAGGAGCUAAAACUAAGGAAGCCGCUUUAGAAAUGGCAAUAAAGAGUGUGCAAUGGAAAGUAUAAAAACCCUUAAAUAUAAGAGUGAGAUUACUAGCUUAAGUAAUGUAAGCUAUAAAUAAAAAUUUCAAAAAAUGUAG
Messenger RNA from Ceratitis capitata (Mediterranean fruit fly), 1267 nucleotides. Its product is annotated as UPF0160 protein. Gene Ontology annotation, cellular component: cytoplasm; nucleus. The record is from RefSeq and is a predicted model, not a curated record. The transcript is spliced from 3 exons. Bases 18 to 1193 code for a protein of 391 amino acids. Lineage: Eukaryota; Metazoa; Arthropoda; Insecta; Diptera; Tephritidae.